Messenger RNA from Fusarium sp. VM40, 1005 nucleotides. The record is from the annotation of a GenBank genome assembly. NCBI's taxonomy places the organism in Eukaryota, Fungi, Ascomycota, Sordariomycetes, Hypocreales, Nectriaceae.
AUGUCUCGCUACGCAUCUCUUUACACAGACCCCAAAGGCCCAGGUGACAGCCGCCCAACUGCCCUUCAGAUUGUCCAAGACGAGCAGAUGCAGCAGAAGUUAGUCGGCAAGACAGCUGUAAUCACCGGCGUCUCUUCCGGCAUCGGUAUCGAAACUGCUCGAGCUCUUGCCACUACUGGCAUCAAGCUCUUCCUUACUGCUCGCAACCUUGACAAGGCGAAGGAAGCUCUCGCAGAUUUCUGGAACCCUGAUCAGAUGGAACUUGUUCAUCUUGAACUUGACUCCAUGGACAGUGUUCGAGCUGCGGCAAAGGACAUUCUAUCCAAGACCGAGGAGAUCAGCAUAUACGUUGCCAAUGCCGGUGUCAUGGCUAUUCCAGAGCUUACCAUCACUGCGGAUGGUUUCGAGGAACAGUUCGCUACGAACCAUUUAUCCCACUUUUUACUCUUUGAGCUUCUUAAACCUGCUCUUCUCAAGGCAUCCACCCCAGAGUUCCAAUCUCGUGUUGUUGUGGUCACGGCCACGGCUCAUCGCAUUCAUGGCAUAGCUACCUCUGAUGACCACAACUACGAGAAGAGCGCUGCAUCAGUGUACUCACCUUGGGGAGCGUACGCGCGUUCAAAGACAGCCAAUGUCUACAUGGCGAACGAAAUUGAGCGCCGUUACGCCACCGAGGGAAUUCAUGCCAACAGUGUAGCCCCUGGACUUGUAGCUUCAGGCAUUGGUCGCCACGUUUCAGAGGAGGUGAUGCUCUCAGUUAUCAGUGAGAAAAUGAAUCACAUCCAGAGUCUGGGUCAAGCCGCUGCCACGACUCUUAUUGCAGCUGUUGGUAAGCAGUGGGAAGGCCGAGGUGGUGUUUAUCUCAGUCACUGUGUUGCGGCGGAACGUGGCGAUGACAAUGAUGCUGCUGUCUCUGAAACUUAUGUUUCCCAUACUUAUAGCCCCGAGAAUGAAGAAAGACUUUGGAAGGAUUCUUUGGAGAUGGUUAAGCAGUGGAACAACUAG